GGGCAUAUGGGAACCCGAGCAGAUGUUCACGGUUUUCGGCCGCAUUGCGCACUUCAGGAACUGGAUCGAUCAGCAUAUGGGCAAUGAAGGAUCUCUCCCCCCUACACCAACUCCCCCAAGCACAAAAUGCAGCUGCAACUUUGAUCGUGACACAUGUGACUUUAUCAACUUGAAAUCGGACAAGUUUGACUGGACAGGAAAGAGUGGAACAACUCCCUCCACUGGUACUGGGCCUAGCUCUGGCCAAAGAGGAAAAGGUUACUACAUGUACAUCGAGACAUCCUCACCAAGGAAGAAAGACGACAAUGCAAAGCUAGAAAAGGGAGGACUGUAUUUCGACGGCAAAACCUGUAUUUACAUUUGAUCUGAAUACUGUUGAGGUAUCUGUCAAUCAUUAUCUUGGUUUGCACCCUCAUGGAUAGAUGAUGAAUAUUAUAACCGCUUACAGCUUCUUUUACCAUAUGGCCGGUGCGAACGUGGGGAAGCUAUUGGUCAAAAUUGGGUCCAAAACAAUCCUGAUUCUUGCACGUAACCAGGGCAACGCAUGGAAGAGAGCAGUCGCCGAAGUGAAAGAUGUGGGAACUAUCCUGUUAUCUUAAAAACCAUGAAUAUCUAUUUUAGAAAUUACAUUUAUGGUAGUUAAAUAUUGCUAGAGUUUUACUUCACGGUACAUAUUCAGUAUUUCGUUCCAGCUCGUAUUUGAAGGAAUUAGGGGAACGAGUUGGCAGGGAGACAUUGCCAUUGAUGACGUCAUUGCUGCGCCAUGUCAAGACAUUCCACCCUCAGAAUUCCGCUGCAAUUUUGAUAGGGACACCAGUGGCUUUGCCAACCUGAAAUCGGACAAGUUCGACGGACACGGAAAAGCGGGGCAACACCUUCAAGUGGUACUGGGCCAAGCUCGGACCAUGGCGGGAAGGGCUUAUAUAUGUACAUCGAGACAUCAAGCCCCAGAAAACCCUACGACAAUGCAAAGCUGGAAAAAAAAGGGACCUUUACUUUAACGGACGUACUUGUGUCAGCUUUUACUACCACAUGUAUGGAGCCUCCAUGGGAAAACUGCUGGUCAAACUUGGACCCAUGACCGUCGUGACUAUCGCGGGAAACAAAGGAAACACGUAGAAAAAGGCAGAUAUCAAAGUCGAUCCAUUGGAUUUAUUCCUCUCGUGUUCGAAGGAGUCAAAGGCAAAAGUUGGCAGGGAGACAUUGCAAUCGAUGACGUCACGGUUGGAUCUUGUAGAGGAGAAGUCAGCGAGUAGAAUAGUGAGAGGAACCGCUGCAAAGCAGAAUAGCUGGCCAUGGCAGGCUCAACUCAGGACUACUUCCGGUUUCCACUACUGCGGCAGCUCGCUGAUUCAUCCUCAGUGGAUUCUGACGGCGACUCACUGCGUUGAACAAACAUCGGCGUCAUCCAUUGUCAUCAGACUGGGAGCCCACAAAAGGACCUCAAAUAUCGGGACUGAACAAGAUAUCAAGGUUUCAAAAGUGAUCCUCCACCCAAGCUACGGCAAACCCGUCACAUUGGCACAUGACAUUGCUCUCCUAAAACUCGAGAAGUCAGCAACGGUUAACAACAAUGUACAUACAGUGUGCCUUCCCUUCAAUGGCCCCGCCCCAUCAGAUUGUACCCAUUGCUGGAUCACGGGAUGGGGGCAUCUGGCCUCGGGGGGAGAUACCCCUGACCUACUCCAGCAAGCCUCGGUCCCGAUUGUAAGCCGCAGUCGCUGUGACAAGGCUUACCCCGGCAAGAUCCAUAGCUUUAUGCUGUGCGCAGGUCUGGAUAAGGGUGAUGGAGCCACCAGCUGGGGAUAUGGCUGCGCUAGAUCUGGGAAGUUCGGCGUGUACGCUCAUGUCAAAAAUCUUAUCGGAUGGGUCACGUCGGGGAUGGCUAAGAACUGAGUUGUAAAACAAAAUUAGUAACUGAAUCUCUAAAUAAAGUUCUGAGUAAAAUGAAAA
Nematostella vectensis (starlet sea anemone) is the source of this 1953-nucleotide messenger RNA. RefSeq names its product trypsin-3-like. Lineage: Eukaryota; Metazoa; Cnidaria; Anthozoa; Actiniaria; Edwardsiidae. Gene Ontology annotation, molecular function: serine-type endopeptidase activity. Gene Ontology annotation, biological process: proteolysis. The record is from RefSeq and is a predicted model, not a curated record.